Eufriesea mexicana is the source of this 4472-nucleotide messenger RNA. It is a transcript of the gene GAPcenA, whose product is annotated as GTPase activating protein and centrosome-associated. Gene Ontology annotation, molecular function: GTPase activator activity; small GTPase binding. NCBI's taxonomy places the organism in Eukaryota, Metazoa, Arthropoda, Insecta, Hymenoptera, Apidae. The record is from RefSeq and is a predicted model, not a curated record. The coding region runs from base 665 to 3769 and encodes 1034 amino acids. Gene Ontology annotation, biological process: regulation of GTPase activity. The transcript has 17 exons.
GUAACAAAGCAGACUUCCGGGACCUUAGUGCUCAAAUGGCCGACGCCAAGGUUGCGUUUUCUGUCAAACGAAAUUAUUUCUAACGCCAGUAAAAUCAUGUAAUUGUUCAUCGAUACUUUGAAUAAAUCGUUUAAACGUGGGUAGAUCGAUGCGUGGAUCGUGGAAUCGGGGUGUGUCCACGACUUUAAUGAACAAUAACGCAAGAAGAGGCACCGGUGCCUUUUCAAAUUUUGGAUUCAGUGCGAGAGUAAUCCCUGUUCUUUAUUGGGGGUGUGAAUAAAAGCGAACAACUAAAAGCGUACCACAGCAAAAGUCAAGGCAUAAUCAGCCCGCUUAAGAAUGCAAUUCAGAUGAUCCGAAAUACUUGACAGCCAAAUCGACGUUAUGAAUUCGAGUUAGUGUGCUUUUAGUGAUGUCGUGUCGAACUUUGUACGCGCGAAGCUUGUUUUGCUUUCCAAUCUCGAUUCAGUGAAUUAUUUUGUUCGUAUUUAAAUGAAUCGUACUGAUAAAUUAUGAGGUUGACGCUCGAUCGUUAGGGAAUCUCGUCACAAGUGAAAAUUCUUCCCAUCUACUUCGAUUGUUUGCAUCGAAUUUAUUACUCAAAUGGUCUUCCCUGACUACUGAAGAUAGAAAUUAAAUUGUACUUGAGGAAUAUAACAUAGAUAUGGAGGAUAGCAUGAGUGUUAAAUCAAUGGAAUCAGUGGCGACAAGUGAUGAGUAUGAAUUUGUAAAUGACAGAGGUAAUGGAAAACAUCAACAAACACUAAUUGAACCACCAAUGUUAAAGAUUGCCAACAACGGCAAUUUUGAAGAUCUUCAAAAUAAUCUUCACGAGGUAUUAACAGAAGAUUCAAAGAUGGAAAGCAAUGAAUAUAAAAUUGUGAGCAGUGCACAACAAAAUCAAUCAAAAUCUAAAAAACUAGGGCAAAGUAAAUUUUAUGAUGUAAGUUCUUGCAUGGUUGCAUCUGAAAAACAAGAUAUUAUGAAACCAGAAGAUUAUAUCGAUGAAGAAAUAAAUUCUUUGGCUCAUGUUCAGCAAGAAUGUACUAUUUUCAAUGGUGUAACUUAUCUGGGAUCAGCAGCAAUAAAUGCACCAAAAUCAGAAUGUGAAAUACAACGUAAUAUGAAUAUAUUAAAUGCAGAGCAGUCUCCUAAUUUGGGAAUUAAAGUAUCUGUUUCUGUGCCUAGUAGUUCUCAAGGCUCUGUUGUUUCAUACGAUGCUGCUACUCAGCAACCAAUUGCACAUUAUGAAGUACAACGAAUUUUAUUUUAUGCACGUGGUGAAAGUGUUGGUCCUUGUGCAGCAUGUUUUGCUUUUACAUGGUCACAUGGGGAUACAUUGGAAUCUGCCAUUUAUCAGUGUCAUGUUUUUCGGUGUGAUAUACCAGAAGCAGUAGGACAAGUUUCCGCUUGUUUUUCCAAAGCCUUUCACAGAAUACCACGUUCAAUGACAAGCUCUUUGACAGGAAGUGAUUUCAAUGGUUUUAAUAUUGGAAGUGAGAAAACUAAUUCCCGAGUAUUUAUUUUUGAAGUAACAAUGGAAAUAAAGGAAGAAGAUGGAAAAGGAGGUUUCAGCAUAGUUCCUAAGGAUAGAAAUUAUUUCAAGCUUCGAAGUAAUGUAUCUAAACAAGUGUAUUUAAGUAUUCAACAAGUAUCUAGCAAAGAAGGAGGAAUUACUCUUGAAGUUGAAAGGUGCUUUGGAGUCCUUGUUAGUCCUGGUCGUAAUGUUAAACAUAGUGAUAUGCGUCUGCUUGAAAUGCAAGUCAAUGCUAGUCCAUUAAUUCAGGAUAAACAAUGUUACAAUAUAUAUGGACACUGGGAUCCUGCAGAUCCAGCCUUGGAAGCUCUUAACAUUGAAACCCCGAGAGAAGGAAAAAUUUAUAUGACAGUUGCUGUUGAUUUAGUAAUACGUGAUAUUCGAGAACCUGUUAGAUUCAUAAUAGAAACAUUAGUUAAAGUAUUUCCACAAAAUGAAAGAUUUUGGUAUUUUAAUAAACGAAAUCUUGUACAACAGUUUUACCUUAAUUCGAAAGAAAUAAUACCCGGAGAUGGCACGGAAGUUCACUAUGAAGUACAAAGUAUAGAAACUUCAGGAGAACUUGACAGAAACAGAUUAAAUCUUGCUCUUAAUUUAGCUUCACUGAUUCGAUCUCCUUCAUUAACUAGCAUUGACACGCUUACACCCAAAGAAGAAAUAGAUUCAGAUGGAGAUGAACCAAUGUUAAGUGGUACAGGGGAAGUAUCAAAAGAUUGCUCUGCAGAUGAAUUAGCUAGUUGGGCAGAAGUACUCGAUAGCUGGCAAGUUAAUGAACAACGUCCAAAACUUCUCAUAAAACUUACAAAACAAGGUAUUCCUGAAGCUUUACGCGGAGAAGUAUGGCAACGUUUAAGUAAUUGUGAUAAUUCACAAGAAAUGAUGGAUAGAUAUAGAACCUUAAUUACUAAGGAGAGCAGUUGUGAGAGCGUUAUUUUAAGAGAUAUUAAUAGAACAUUUCCUGCCCAUGACUUUUUCAAAGAAACAGGUGGUUUGGGUCAAGAUUCUUUGUACAGAAUAAGCAAAGCAUAUGCAGUGUAUGACGAAGAAGUUGGAUAUUGUCAAGGACUUAGUUUUUUAGUUGCUAGUUUAUUGCUUCACAUGCCGGAGGAACAAGCUUUCUGUGUUCUGGUUAAGUUAAUGUAUGACUAUGGUCUAAGAGAUUUGUAUAAGGAUAGAUUUGACAACCUUCAUAUGAGAUUUUAUCAGCUUAAUAGAUUAAUAGAGGAUCAGCUGCCAGAACUCUAUAAACACUUUUGCGUUCGCGGUGUAGAAACACAUAUGUUCGCUGCACAAUGGUUUUUAACACUGUUUACAGCCAGGUUUCCACUUUAUCUUGUUUUCCAUAUCUUGGAUGUAUUCCUUUUACAAGGACUUGAUACAUUGUUUCAAGUCGCUCUCGCAUUAUUAAUGUUAUGCAAAAAAGAACUACUACAACUAGAUUUUGAAAGUAUAUUAAAAUACUUUCGGGUGCAUUUGCCUAAACGUUGCCGAAACGAAGAAAUAUCGCGUUAUGUCAUGAAAUUAGCUUGUUCAGUUACCUUGAAGAAACUGAAGAAAUAUGAAGCAGAAUUUAUGACACUUAAAGAGGCACAAGAGAAUGCGGAUGAGUAUAGCAACGAGGUAGAACAAUUAAGAGGGACAGUAGCGCGCAAUGAGGAAGAAAAACAGAGAUUAGAAGCUGAGUUGGCUCAGGUGAAAGAAAUGUUACAACGUGAAGUGGCAAGAGCAGAAACGGAAAGCCGACGAAGUAACAUUAUUAUUGCAGAAUACAAACAGAUUUGUCAACGUUUAGAAGACGACUAUAAUGCUGCAAAGACAACACUUAGCGAAUUACGAUCCAAAGUUUCAAAGUGUGAAAAGUGUAGAAGCUGCAUAAUGGAUUCGUCUAAUAUAUUAGCAGAUAUUGCGCAUCACCGAAUACAGGAAAGAGUGCGAGAGUUAGAAUUGGAGUUGGCACAAACAAAGCUAGCCCAUGUCGAAGCCGAAUGUAGAAACCAGGAUUUGACGCAUCAGUUGCAUGCAACUGCUUCUGAACUUCAAGCAGCAAGAAACAGUUGGCCGUGGCUUAGUAAGACGCUGUCUAGUAUAAAAGAAGCAGCGAAUAAAAGAGAAGUAAUGGCACCUUCAUUAAUGAAAGAUUUGAGGCGAGACAGUGCACCCGGAGGUGAAAUGCAUCACUUGAUACAUUCCCGUAAUCGCGAGACUCGCGAUAAUCUCAAAGAAGUUGUGUGAUGCAGUAAGUAUUCGAAUUGAAAUGUGCACGUACGUACAUACACACACCCAUGGGUGCACAUGCGCGCAUGUGUACGUUUAAACCUGGAAGGCUAUUACUGAAGUAGAAGAAUAAACCUAAUUAUAAUAUAUAACAUAUAUGUAUUAAAACAAAGUUACUUUAACCAGGCAGAGUAUUGGAGGAAGAAUUCGUACAUUAGAAGAAAAAGACCUAUUUCAAAUAUAAAUUCGAAUACACAAUGUACGUCCAUGAUUACAUGUAGUAUUCUACUUGAUCUGUUUAUAUAAUAUACGCUCAGUAUAUGUUAUGUCAGGUUCCUCAUGUGCACUAUUUAAUCGUGUGCUUCUAGCGAGGGCAGCUUUAUCCUACACCUCUGAUAUUAAUCUUGAGAUAUUUCUUGUUGAUAUUUGUUAAUUUUUUUUAGUAUACUCAUUUUUACUUAAAUUUGGUUUGUAAAUUAUGAAUAUUAUUUCAUAUAUGAUUUUUAAGUCUUUAUAAGAGAUUUCAUGCGAAAUUGGGAAUCCUAUAUUAAGCAAUUAAUUAAGCGAUAGGGCACAUACGGAGAUGCAAAGAAGAUUACAAUAGAUGUUAGCGAUAAGUUCACUACGUUUUGUAUGAAACUAGUCUAAGAUGUGGAAUAUAGAGGUACUAUAGAAUUACUGUACAUAUACAUAUAGCACUCUCAGGCAACUAACAAACGUA